AUGGACAACAAAAAGGAACAUGUGACAUUUAAGUUUACUGGUGAUAUUGCUGAAGGAACAAGCGCCAAGCUGAGAAUCUCCUUUAAGGGGGAAAUAAACAGCAAGCUCGCUGGAUUCUAUCGAGCCGUUUAUGAAGACCCAAGUGGCAAUAAAAAGGUCAUGGCAGUAACUCAAUUUGAAGCUACUGAUGCCAGAAGGGCAUUUCCCUGCUGGGACGAGCCAGAUAAAAAGGCAAAAUUUACCAUUUCCCUCCAG
Molecule: messenger RNA, 255 nt
Organism: Mitosporidium daphniae
Lineage: Eukaryota; Fungi; Microsporidia
Product: puromycin-sensitive aminopeptidase
Exons: 1
Biological process (GO): proteolysis; peptide catabolic process
Cellular component (GO): cytoplasm
Molecular function (GO): metalloaminopeptidase activity; zinc ion binding; peptide binding
Source: RefSeq, a predicted model, not a curated record